AUGCCUGCUGCUACCUCAACCCCCUGCGAUGAGCCCGGCCAACAGGAGAUCUUUUAUGGUUUCAUAUGCUGCCUCAAAUGCAACCACACAUUGUGCCGCAGGUGUGCGUUUAUGAGCGUGGAGAAACAUGAAAAGGGUGCCGAAGUCAAGAAGGAGGAAGAGGACGACGACGAAAGCUGUAAGGUCAAGAAAGAGGGGAAGGACGACGUGAAGGUAAAGGUGGAGGCCAAGCAGGAGAAGUAG
Molecule: messenger RNA, 243 nt
Organism: Pyrenophora tritici-repentis Pt-1C-BFP
Lineage: Eukaryota; Fungi; Ascomycota; Dothideomycetes; Pleosporales; Pleosporaceae
Source: RefSeq, a predicted model, not a curated record